Ahaetulla prasina is the source of this 846-nucleotide messenger RNA. RefSeq names its product shematrin-like protein 2. Gene Ontology annotation, cellular component: intermediate filament. Bases 49 to 525 code for a protein of 158 amino acids. Gene Ontology annotation, molecular function: structural constituent of cytoskeleton. The record is from RefSeq and is a predicted model, not a curated record. Lineage: Eukaryota; Metazoa; Chordata; Lepidosauria; Squamata; Colubridae. The transcript has 2 exons.
CUUCUCCUCCUGCAUUGCAGCGCAAGCCUCAUCUCACAUCACCCAGCCAUGCAGUCCCACUGUGCUCCAUCCUGUGCUAUCCCAAGCUGUAGGCCCACCCAGGCUAUUGGCUCCUGUGGCAUUGGCGGUGGCUUCGGCUUCGGCAGUGGCGGUUAUGGUAUCGGUGGCGGAUAUGGCAUGAUGGGAUACGGUGGUGGCUCUGGACUUGCCACGUCUGCCAGCAGUCUGGGCGUGAUUCCUGGUGUCCCCGUGUCUUGCGUCAGCCAGAUCCCCUCCUCUGAAGUGGUGAUCCAGCCCCCUCCAUUCACUUUAACCAUCCCGGGACCUGUUUUGGCUGCUAGUUGUGAGCCUUUGGCUGUAGGGGGUUAUUCCCCAUGUGCCUCCGGAGGCUACGGUAUGUCUGGAGGUUAUGGCUCCUCCCGUUAUGGUUCCGGUGGGUACUUGGGAGGUUCCGGUGGGUACCUGGGGGGUGGCCGAUGCUAUGGGUCAAAGCGUAGACAGAGCGUUUGCGGAUACCCCUGCUAAACAUCAAACCGAUUGUACGUGGAACCUCCGACUCCAGGAAAUUGGAUCCAACCUUCCCUUCGAGCCGGUUCUCCAAAAAAAAACAACCCAGCAUCUAUAUGUCAAUUCCAAGCUACGAAUUGCUCAGCACCCCUAAACCUCGGGCUUUGAACCUAGAUGUGCUUCUUCCUUUUCUGAUGUUUCUAUGGCUUAUUAAUGUGACUUUCUACCUCAGUUGUGUAACACGUAGCUGGGUAUUUCGGGCCACGGAGACCCAAAACCGAUCCAUCUUCUUCUGUACCGUCCUGUCCGUUCUGCAUUAAAAACUUUCGUUGCAUCACA